AUGGAAGGACUGAGACCAGGUUGGGCAGUGAAGGCGAUCAUAGUGAUCGUGAUAUCGUCGGUGUUGUUCCGUUGCGUCUCUGCAACCACCAACCACUCCGUCGGAGGUCCUACUGGUUGGGACCCUCAAUCCGACCUCCCUGCUUGGGCUGCUGCCUUCACAUUUUACGAAGGCGACAAUCUAGUGUUCAGGUACCGGCCUACUCAUGAUGUGCUGGAGGUGCACGAAGCGGAUUAUCCCACGUGUCGGAUAACGGACCCUAUUAGAGCGUACAGUGAUGGGGAGACAGUGGUCCAACUGGAGGAAGGUGGGAUAAGCAGGUACUUCAUCUGCGGCCGACUCAACUACUGUGCCAGGGGACUCAAACUUGAAGUCCAAGUCCUCCUCCGCCUCUCUCCUCCGCCCUCCUCAUCUCCACCCAACCCCAAUCCCAAUCCCAAUCCCAAUGGCACAACAAUAACACCCUCCGCCGGUGGGGACGGCAGCACAAUAGACGGCCAUCGACGAGGCAGACCGAGACCUCCUGACCAUGGCCGCCAAAGACAUCCUCCACCUCCGCUGACAUCUAAUUCAACCAAAUCAUCUCCUCGUCAUCAUGAUCAUGACCAUGAUCGUGAUCUUCCGCCGUCAGUUGAUGAUCAUGGUCGUAAUGGUCAUGAUAAAUGUGCUCCUGCUCCACAUGGCCAGUGUUCCGGAGGAGUUGAACUAGGCAUUGGCUUCUUUCUUCGCUGCUGCUUCUGCAUGUUGCCACUGAUUGCUGCACUAGCUGCUAGUAUUUUCUAA
Messenger RNA from Camellia sinensis, 783 nucleotides. RefSeq lists its product as uncharacterized. Gene Ontology annotation, cellular component: plasma membrane. The record is from RefSeq and is a predicted model, not a curated record. Gene Ontology annotation, molecular function: electron transfer activity. NCBI's taxonomy places the organism in Eukaryota, Viridiplantae, Streptophyta, Magnoliopsida, Ericales, Theaceae.